Molecule: messenger RNA, 863 nt
Organism: Microtus ochrogaster (prairie vole)
Lineage: Eukaryota; Metazoa; Chordata; Mammalia; Rodentia; Cricetidae
Gene: Rnase9
Product: ribonuclease A family member 9 (inactive)
Biological process (GO): defense response to Gram-positive bacterium
Molecular function (GO): nucleic acid binding
Source: RefSeq, a predicted model, not a curated record
CCUGCUGUGCCUGCUGGACAGUCCCCUUCUGAAAAGAAUGAAGUCUCUGGUCACCAAGUACCCAUGGCCUUUGUCUCUGCUGCUGCUGCUGCUGCUGCCGUUGAAACUGCAAGGGGACUAUUGGGAUUCAUAUGAAUAUGAAAUAGAUCCAGAAGUAAGGGACAGCUUACGGGAGCUUUAUAGUACAGGGCCUACCAAACCUCCCACCAAAGAAAGAAUCAAGGAAAUGAUCCUCGCUGAUCCUGAUCGACCGCUCUAUGGUGAUAAUUACUGCAAUUCUGAACUCAUGUCUAGAAACAUUCACUACAGGCGAGUCUGUUAUCCAGAGCACUAUUUUGUAGCCGAGAGCUAUUCCUAUCUACAAAAGACCUGCUAUGGCAGACGAGUGAGGUGUAAGCACAGGGCUACGUUCUGCAGAAGAAGCAUGGAGUUGGUGAAAGGAAUACAGUGUACUCUAGUAGCGGGCGAGAAGAUACCGGAAUGCUUGUACGAAAGCAACUUCUUGACAGGCUAUGCAGUUGUCACUUGUCAAUGGGACAGUGACAGCGAAGAAUUUAUUCCUAACAAUGUAGUUAAUAUUUUGGUGCCCAAGUAGCAGGAAAGCAUCCUCUACCAGAAACGUGUCUUCCCCCGACAUUCUAGGUUUCUCUAAGCAGCCACAUCUGGGAGUAUUUAGAUGCUGAUGCUGUUAAUCAAAGGUGAGAAUGGCAAUUUCAGUCAUUCCGUCAUCCACCUCCCUCCUUUCCUGUCCCCAGAGCAGUGAAAGGCAGCAUGUGCUCUGCUCACAUACUUACCCCUUGAAGACGAAGUCCUCUCUAGAUGUUGGAGAUGAAACGUAAGACUCUCAGAAUUGUGAAAACAUA